Messenger RNA from Fonsecaea multimorphosa CBS 102226, 219 nucleotides. RefSeq lists its product as uncharacterized. The coding region runs from base 1 to 219 and encodes 72 amino acids. The record is from RefSeq and is a predicted model, not a curated record. NCBI's taxonomy places the organism in Eukaryota, Fungi, Ascomycota, Eurotiomycetes, Chaetothyriales, Herpotrichiellaceae. Gene Ontology annotation, biological process: attachment of spindle microtubules to kinetochore. Gene Ontology annotation, cellular component: DASH complex; mitotic spindle. The transcript is spliced from 5 exons.
AUGGAGAGCCCACACGAGCAGCAACAGAGCCUGCUGCUCUCCAGGAUCAUCACGAACAUCGAGAAGUUGAACGAAGCCGUGAUGAUGAUGAACAGAAAUCUGCAGGAUGUGAAUGUUCAGAAUAUGAAUGUUGAAUUGGUUGCGCAGAUGUUCAAGAAUUAUCAGUCAAAUGUUCUUUUCCAUCUGGAAGCAACGGACAACCUGAAGGGCCCAUUAUGA